Messenger RNA from Sphenostylis stenocarpa, 1143 nucleotides. The record is from the annotation of a GenBank genome assembly. Lineage: Eukaryota; Viridiplantae; Streptophyta; Magnoliopsida; Fabales; Fabaceae.
AUGGGAGCAGUGACGUCGUCGAUGGCGGCGAAGUUUGCGUUCUUUCCGCCGGAUCCGCCGUCGUACACGGUGGCGGAGGAGGAGGAGGGGAGGGCCAAGAUGGUGGAGGUGGCGACGAGAGAAAACGUCGACGUUUUGAAGGUGCGGACGGAGAGAGGAAACAGCGUUGUGGCGAUGUAUAUUAAGAACCCAACGGCGUCGUUGACUUUGCUUUACUCCCACGGUAACGCGGCUGAUCUGGGUCAGAUGUACGAGUUGUUUAGCGAACUCAGUCUCCACCUCCGAGUUAACCUCAUGGGUUAUGACUAUUCUGGAUAUGGACAGUCAUCUGGGAAGCCUAGUGAGCAGAACACUUACGCAGAUAUAGAAGCUGUUUAUAAAUGCCUGCAGGAGAAGUAUGGGGCAAAAGAGGAAGAUAUUGUUCUGUAUGGGCAAUCUGUUGGUAGUGGACCAACUAUAGAUUUGGCUUCUCGUUUACCAAACCUUAGGGCUGUGAUUCUCCACAGUCCAAUCUUGUCUGGCCUUCGUGUCAUGUAUCCUGUGAAGCGCACAUACUGGUUUGACAUUUAUAAGAACAUUGAUAAAAUUCCCUUAGUGAAUUGUCCCGUUCUUGUGAUUCAUGGAACAGCAGAUGAUGUAGUAGAUUGCUCCCAUGGUAAGCAACUCUGGGAAAAUUGUAAACAAAAGUAUGAGCCCUUGUGGAUUAAAGGAGGAAAUCACUGUGAUUUGGAGCUUUACCCUCAAUAUAUAAAGCACCUCAAGAAAUUUGUUACAGUCAUCGAGAAGUCACUGCAUCAAAAAACUGGAUCUGGUCAUAUUCCUGAUCCACAGGAUAAACCGAGGAACAGCAUAGAUUUUCGAGAGAAAUCGAGACCCAGCAUGGACCUAAGGGAGAAUUUGAGGAGUAUUGAUCACAAAGAAAAGCCUGGUGCUAGCACAGUCAUAGACCAUAAAGAGAAGUCAAGAGCCAGCAUAGACCGGAGAGAUAGAUCAAGAAAGAGUAUAGAUCGUCCUGAGAAGGCAUAUAAUGGAGCAGAUAUACCUGAAAAAGCUAGAAAUAGCAUUGACCGCUUUGGGGAGAUGGUGAGAUCUGUUGGAUUGUGCAACAUCGAUUGCUUCAGGCCCACAGCCACUCAUGCAUAA